Molecule: messenger RNA, 1297 nt
Organism: Aplysia californica (California sea hare)
Lineage: Eukaryota; Metazoa; Mollusca; Gastropoda; Aplysiida; Aplysiidae
Product: gamma-interferon-inducible lysosomal thiol reductase
Exons: 2
Coding region: 156-839 (227 amino acids)
Cellular component (GO): lysosome
Molecular function (GO): oxidoreductase activity, acting on a sulfur group of donors, disulfide as acceptor
Source: RefSeq, a predicted model, not a curated record
CGACAGGCAGUUCCGACCUCCCCGCGUUUACUAUUACUAGCCUUACUUUCAGGUUAUUUUUCUGUGUACAGAGAUACAUUGUUGAUUAAUUUUGGACUGCCGAUGAGGAAAACAAGUUUAAUCUCAGUAUAGCGCUGUUUGCAUUCUCCAGAAAUAUGAAGUACACAGUUUUGAUGGUCCUUGUUACCGUAGCAGUUUCUGCUCAGACUCGCGCCUUGCACAUCCCCUACCCGAGAGAGACGCCCAUGGUCGACCUGAUGGAAGCCACCAGCAUAGGCGCUGCUCCCGUGAACGUGACGUUGUACUACGAAGUUCUGUGCGGGGGAUGUCAUGACUUCAUCACCACAACACUGGUCACCGCUGUGAAAGCCCUGGGCGACGACGGAAGUAUCAUGAACUUCCAUUUCAUUCCUUAUGGUAACUCACUCGAAACAUGGAACAGAACCACGUCGCAGUGGGAUUUUAGUUGCCAACAUGGUCCCGAGGAGUGUGUCGGAAACACAGUCGAUGCAUGCGUUAUCCAUUAUAAACCCAAGUUCAAGGACCAUUACAGGUUUAUAGUCUGUUUCGAGAAAAACGUCGACUACAAAUCGCAGGCGUGGAAAGAGGCGCUCGAGAAAUGUGGGAAGCGGUACGACAUGCCUGUGGAGGAGAUAGCAUCGUGCGUGACGACAAAACUGGGGAACACACUGGAACACGAGAUGGCGCUCAGGACUGGACCUCACCAGUGGGUUCCCUGGCUCAUCCUCAACGGCGUGCACACACCACAGGCCGGGGACAACCUCCUCCGAGCGGUCUGUAAAGCUUACAAAGGGCCCAAACCCAAAGGUUGUCCAUAAUUAAUUAUUAUCUUUCAAACAGAACUCAGGGUCAUCAAAUGUGAGAACAUUAUUUGGUUUGUCCGUUCAAUGACUAUUCGUAAGAGUGCGUCUGUGUAGGCAAGUGUGUGUGUGUGUGUGUGUGUGUGUGUGUGUGUGUGUGUGUGUGUGUGUGUGAACGAGUACGCUGACCUGUGCACAUAAUAAUAUGCUUGUAUGUAUUUACCAUGCUGCUGCAAAUUUCUCUGUAUGGAGGUCAAUAAAUUGUGAACUAUCUUAAAAGUUUAAAUCAUCUUUUUGUGGUUGUAAAGCUUACAAAAGACCAAAACCCAAGGGCUGUCCAUAGUUACCUUUGAAAUAGAACUCAGUGAUAGUGUUAUUAAAUUCAUAGUUAAGCAGAACAAAGAGUCAAACAUUUGUUUCGAAACCACGUGGAAUUUAGAAAAACGAACAGUGUAAUAAACCUUUAAAAAACUUUC